Chroicocephalus ridibundus (black-headed gull) is the source of this 1981-nucleotide messenger RNA. It is a transcript of the gene CORO1C, whose product is annotated as coronin 1C. The transcript has 11 exons. Lineage: Eukaryota; Metazoa; Chordata; Aves; Charadriiformes; Laridae. Gene Ontology annotation, biological process: actin filament organization; neural crest cell migration. The coding region runs from base 153 to 1577 and encodes 474 amino acids. The record is from RefSeq and is a predicted model, not a curated record. Gene Ontology annotation, molecular function: actin filament binding.
GCCUUACGUGGGCGUGGCCUGGCGCUGGCACCGCCCGCCCCCGCCGCGCGGCGGUCAGUCAGUCAGUCAGUCAGGCAGGCGGGCGGCGGCGGCGGAGCGGCUCCGCCGGGCUGAGGAGCGGACGCGGGGAGGCGGCUCGGGAUCGCGACACAAUGAGGCGAGUGGUACGACAGAGCAAAUUUCGCCACGUGUUUGGCCAAGCGGUGAAAAACGAUCAGUGUUACGACGACAUCCGCGUUUCCCGCGUUACUUGGGAUAGCUCCUUUUGUGCAGUAAACCCCCGAUUUGUUGCAAUAAUUGUAGAUGCUAGCGGUGGCGGAGCCUUCCUGGUGCUGCCUUUGCACAAGACAGGCAGAAUUGACAAGUCCUACCCAACAGUGUGUGGCCACACAGGACCGGUGCUGGACAUAGACUGGUGUCCUCAUAAUGACCAGGUCAUCGCCAGUGGCUCUGAGGACUGCACCGUCAUGGUGUGGCAGAUUCCCGAGAAUGGACUCACCCUGUCCCUGACGGAGCCGGUGGUAGUGUUAGAAGGCCAUUCCAAGAGAGUCGGCAUCGUGGCUUGGCAUCCGACGGCACGCAACGUGCUGCUCAGUGCAGGUUGUGAUAAUGCAAUCAUCAUCUGGAAUGUGGGAACAGGUGAAGCCCUCAUAAACCUGGAUGACAUGCACGUCGAUAUGAUUUACAAUGUGAGCUGGAAUCGCAAUGGCAGCCUAAUCUGUACAGCUUCCAAAGACAAAAAAGUUCGAGUUAUUGACCCCAGGAAACAAGAAAUUGUUGCUGAGAAAGAGAAAACCCAUGAAGGAGCCCGGCCCAUGCGAGCCAUUUUCCUCGCUGAUGGAAACAUCUUCACAACUGGCUUCAGCCGCAUGAGCGAACGGCAGCUUGCUCUUUGGAAUCCAAAAAACAUGGAGGAACCAAUAGCCCUUCAUGAGAUGGACACCAGCAAUGGAGUCCUGCUGCCAUUCUACGAUCCAGAUACCAACAUUAUUUACUUGUGUGGCAAGGGUGACAGCAGCAUUCGCUACUUUGAGAUCACGGACGAAUCCCCCUACGUUCACUACCUCAACACCUUCAGCAGCAAAGAGCCGCAGAGGGGCAUGGGGUUCAUGCCAAAGAGGGGCCUUGAUGUGAACAAGUGUGAGAUUGCCAGGUUCUUCAAGCUUCACGAGAGGAAGUGUGAGCCCAUCAUCAUGACGGUUCCUCGAAAGUCGGACCUCUUUCAGGAUGACCUGUACCCUGAUACAGCUGGCCCAGAAGCAGCUCUGGAAGCAGAGGAGUGGUUUGAGGGGAAGAAUGCCGAUCCCCUUCUCAUCUCCUUGAAGCAUGGGUACAUUCCAGGCAAGAACAGGGAUCUCAAGGUGGUCAAGAAGAACAUACUGGACAACAAGCCUGCCGCGAACAAGAAAAGUGAUCUCAUAAAUGCUCCAAAGAAAGCAGCUGAUGCCUCAAACUCUCAAAACGAAGCCAAAUUGGAUGAGAUCUUGAAAGAGCUGAAAUCUAUAAAAGACACGAUCACCAACCAAGACGAGCGCAUUUCCAAGCUGGAGCAGCAGAUGGCAAAGAUCGCGGACUGAGCGGGGCGAGCGGCGCUGGCCCCGCCGCCAGCCCAGGCACAUUCCAGUUCCCCAGUUCGGCAAGCAGCAGCGUGCAGCAUUCCAGUACGAGCUUUCCUGUUCUCCUAAAUUCACGUCAACGAGAGCCGAUGAUUAAAAGCCAAGCUUUUUAGUGAAAAGAUUUUUUUUUCCCCCCCCUGAUGUUUUAAUGAAUUUAUGUGACUGUGUCAAACAAGUCAAAAAGAAUAAGUGCUACUUUUACAGUAUUUUUUUUUUUUCUUCCAGAUGUUAUGAAUUCUUCAAAAACAAAUCCAUUCUGACUUUCAAUGUUGUGCCCAAAUAUCUUUUUCUAGAUUUAGGGACCAAUGCCACCUUGUUCUUAACCAUUUUUUUUAAAGUUGCCAAAAAAAAAAAAAAAAAAAGAA